This is a messenger RNA of Funneliformis geosporum, 3264 nucleotides long. The record is from the annotation of a GenBank genome assembly. Lineage: Eukaryota; Fungi; Glomeromycota; Glomeromycetes; Glomerales; Glomeraceae.
AUGUCGCAACAACUUCUUCUUCGGCUGUUCCAAAGCGAACAUUUUAAUAGUUGGAUGGCAAUCGAAUAUUUAUUCAGAUAUCCCAAUUCAGUUGGGAUCCAACAUUAUUUGUGCAAUGAACUCAAGAAAUUUCCAAUGUCGGAAAUCGAGUUUUUUUUGCCGCAAUUAUGUCGAACUACCGAAUCAGUUGCUUUGGAGUGUUUUAUAUUAGAAAAUUGCGAAAAAUCAAAACAUAUGGCUACUCUGACAUUAUGGUACCUUCAAGCGUAUUGUUCAGAUUUGUCCUCCAAUCCAUUUUCUCCUGCCUUUACGAUUUGCAAACGUGUCUUAAAUAAAUGUCAAGCAAUAGUAUUUGACGAAAAUCUAAUUGAAGAUGACAAAGCUUCAAAUCGUGGAAUAUCUCCACGACAAGUGAAAGAGAAUACUUUUCCUGCUCUUGUUGGUAUAGGUGCCAUGCUUGCAGGUAUUGCUACACCAAUGUUAACAAGAAGUGCUGGACAAAUUGCUAUAGCGCAAGGAAGGCGUGCUAGAGCUUUUAGUAACUCAGGAAAUAAUGGAUUAGCUAGAAGAAGAACACAUACUGGAAAUGUAACUUUAAGGCAGUCUCACGAAGAUUCAUCUAGCGAUCAACCUGAAAGUUCAGCAACAUCACCUGAAUUAGAAGACGAAGGUAAUAAAAAAGAAAUACAAGUCGAAACUUCUUUUCAAGACUUAGUUAUAAAAACUGAUGAAACACCAGAUAUUCAUGUUGAAUUGGUUUCACCAUCUUCCAAAGAAAAUAUUCAAGAGACAGAAGAUGAGCAGACAUCAUCAUUAUUAGAUCCUUCAAAAAUUAACGGACAAUCAAAACCUGUUUUCGUUAAAGGUCAUAAGAAAAGUAUAUCCAGGUCGUCUUCAUCAUCUUAUCCUCAUCGUCGUAAUGGUAUAAACGCGGCUACAUUUACAUCACCAUCUCUUGAUGAUUUAUAUAAAGGAGGCCUGAUUUCAUCAAAGAAAUAUAUUUCAAAACCUCGACCGCAAUCAGUUGAUUAUCCGCCAUCUAGUGUAGACCAUGAUGAUGAUGGAGAAGAUGAUAUCUCUAUUUAUCGUAUUUCAACUGAAAUUUCAGAUAGUACUUUGUUAGAUGAAUUGGAAGAGUGUGGUCCAGAACUGCAAAAACGUCUUUUAAAAGGAAAUUAUUUCCACUCAGAAAUGCAAUUUUUGAUAGCUUUACAGGAUAUCUCAACGAGAUUAAUUAUUGUUCCCAAAGAAGCCAGGCAAAGUACACUUAGAGGAGAAUUAACCUUAUUAAAUCAUAAUUUACCUGCAGAAGUCUGUAUACCUCUUUGGUGUCCAGCAACAGCUGAGAAUCCACAUCAUCAUCGAGUUGUUAAAAUAUCUCCAGUUGAUGCAGUCGUGUUAAAUUCAGCAGAUCGGGUACCCUAUUUAUUAAUGGUAGAAGUUCUUGAAGGAGAAAUGAGCUUUGAUAUGUCAAAGUUGCAGACUCAAAAAUCAUUAAAGCGUCUUCUUCAUGAUGAAAAAAGAAGAGGAUCUUUUGAUACAUCGAUAUCUUCAGAAUCAAAUAAAAAUGUAAACAAUGUAACGAAAAAUAUUCAUGAACAAUCUACGGAACAAUCCAAAAAUAGUAGUGGUAAUACGGAUAAUCCAAUUAUAGAAUUUUCAGAAAAAGAGAAUAACGAGCAAGAAAAUACCAGUGAAAAACACGAGGAAAAUGAUGCUAGUAAAUCAACUGAUGAAGAUAAAAGCAAUAAGACAGAAAGUGAUAGUGAAAGGCCUGUUUCACCAUUAUCAUUAUCAGACACUUCAAAUAUAAUAACGCCAAUUCCUCGUAGUUUGUCCACCUCCUCGCGUUCUUCAAAAAGAACGGCAUCAAUUGAUAAACUUCCAUCGAUAACGUCAAUACCUCUAGCUCCUGUUGAUGAAACAGGAUUACAGCAAUUAGCAACUGAUACUGUAGUACGUUCAACAGACUCAAUUCUGCAAAUGUCUAAAGAUAACAGAGCACCUUCACCUACCCCAACUGCUUUAUAUGUCCCACACGCUCCACAUGUUCCUUCUGCCCUUUCCGUCCCUGUUGCUCCACCUGUUUCACCUACUCCUUCUACUCCUUAUACACCUACAACACCAACGUUGCCAGAAUCCAAUAGUGAAUAUUUGAAACAAGUAAUGAAUCGUCGGCAGUCCAAUUCUGCAGAUGAGUUUGCUGAAAGGAUGCGUACUGCCGCUGUGAUGCUUGCUCAACUGAAUCAUGCAAAUCAAAUGCGCACUUCCUCUACUGGUGAACCCAUUCAAAGGACAAAAGCUGACACUGAUGCAAUAAGCAAAAAAAUAAUUAAAGAAAUGAUGUGUUUGGAGGAAGAAAGGAUGAUGAAAAUGACAACCCAAGUGACUAGCGGUGUUCGAACUAAUGCUGGAGCCAAUGGUGGAGAAGGUGGAGGUGGUGAAAUGUUGGAAGAUGAAAAAAAAAUUUUGAGUGCUAUAAAUAAAGAAGAUCCUAGUGCGGCCGUUUUUAGUGAAGAUUGGGAAUCUAAGAGAGAUCGAAUUCGUAAAUCAUCUCCUUAUGGUCAUCAUUCAAAUUGGCGACUUUUGUCUGUGAUUGUCAAGACUGGUGCUGAUUUACGGCAAGAGCAAUUAGCAUGCCAAUUAAUAAGAGAGAUGCAACGAAUAUGGCAAAAAGCUAAGAUCGAUGUUUGGACAUAUGGAGAUGUUUCUUCUGAAGCUUUUUUGCGUGCUCAAGAUAAUUUUAUGCGAAGUUUAGCGGCAUACUCACUUGUUUGUUAUAUUCUUCAAGUCAAAGAUCGAUUAAUAAUUCAAUCAAAAUCUAGUCAUAAUGGAAAUGUUUUGUUGGACACAGAGGGUCAUUUAAUACAUAUCGAUUUUGGGUUUAUGCUUUCAAAUUCUCCAGGAUCGGUUGGGUUCGAACUAGCACCGUUCAAACUGUCGCAAGAGUAUUUGGAUAUUCUUGGUGGUAUAGCAAGUGAGAAAUUUGCAGAAUUCAAAACAUUGCUAAAACAAUCUUUCAUUGCUUUACGGAAACAUGCAGAUAAUUUUGUUUUAUUAGUUGAAAUGAUGUCCAAAGAUUCGAAGUUACCUUGCUUCAUUUCUGGAGAUUUAACAGUUGCUCACUUAAAAGAAAGAUUUCAACUCUCUUUAACCGAACCACAAUUCGAAGAAUAUGUUGAACGAUUAAUUAUGUCUAGUUGUUGUAAUGUAUUUACCAGAUUAUAUGAUACUUUUCAAUAUUAUUCUAAUGGUAUUUUAUAA